AUGACUGUUUACGAAAUGAAUGAAAGAGAAACUAAAGAAAUCGCCACAUCAUGUACAAAGAGUGAAGAAGGAUUCUGGCACAAUUUGAGAAAAUAUUUAAGAGAAUAUGCUGAAGUAACGGGUAUCCACGGAUUCCGUUAUGUUGCCGAAAAACGUUCCACACCUGAAAAGAUUAUUUGGAGUUUGCUCCUGAUAUUUUCAUUAUGUGGAUGUAUCUAUAUGAUUGCCGAAAUUGUGUAUAAAUAUGAGAAUAGUCCGGUGGUUGUUAGUUUUGCGACUGAAGAUACACCGCUGUAUCAAAUCCCGUUCCCUGCUGUUACUAUUUGUCCAGAAGGAAAAUAUAGUAAAAAGGCGUUCAAUUAUAGCGAUGUCUAUUAUCGGUUAAAAUACCAAAAAUCAGUGGAUAAAACAAAUUUAACGAUGUUUCACCAUUUAAGUCUUCUCUGUGAAGAGACAGAUCUUGAUGUCAGAUUUGAAAAUGUAACCCUGGACAACCAAUUCUUUAAAACCAUAAGUGAAACUAAAAUUAAUCUAACGGACAUGUUUACGGUGUGUUCCUACAACGGCGAAUAUCAAUGUGAGAAAUUAUUUACGCCUGUUAUAAUAGAUGAGGGAUUAUGUUAUUCGUUUAAUAUUUUUGGGCGAGAGGACAUAUUUAAGGACCACAUGUAUAAUUAUGAACAAUAUUAUCAUGUUUCUCAAAAAAUUGCAGAUUUUUUUGAUAUGGAAACCGGAUACAAAGAAAAUGUCGGUGUCGAUACGUAUCCUAGAAGAGCGUUAAUGUCUGGUGUUGGAAAUGGAUUAACCAUAUUUUUUAAGUUUGAUGAAGAAAUCGACGAUCCUCUAUGCACUGGUCCGUUGCAAGGGUUUCGGGUUUUAAUUCAUAGUCCUUGGGAUGUACCUCUCCUUAAAACCCAUUACUUUCGUAUGCCUUCCAAUAAAGUUGUUGCAGCUGCAAUGGAAGCUGAACUUGUUCAAACUUCUGAAGAUCUCAGAAAAUUUAAGCCAAAAAAAAGAAAGUGCUACAUGCAUGAUGAACGCCCUCUGAAAUAUUUUAAAAUGUACACUCAAUCUAACUGUUUACUUGAAUGUCGAACUAAUCAUACCUUGAAAAAAUGUGGCUGUGUUCAAUAUUUCAUGCCGAGGGAUAAUACAACGCGCAUAUGUGGUAACCGUUUUGCCGCUUGUGUAUUAUAUGCUGAACAUAGCUUAAUCAAAAUACAAAUGGAAGCUAACGUAAGGGGAUAUCAUUUUUGUGACUGUCAACCUGCCUGUUCAAAUUUGAAAUUUAGUAUAGAAACUUCUCAAGAUGAGUAUUAUGAGAAAGAAUUUCUGGAAUCACUGAAACGAACGGAUACUGGAAGUAGCAGUACGGCCUGGUCUCUUUUGCAUAUUUAUUUCAAAGAGGAGCAAGUUACAACAAUGGAAAGAAACGAGCUGAGAGGGUUAGCGGUGGAGUGUUGGGGUGUGAAGCCAAAUUGUUGGUCGGGCUAUAGGUAUGGGUUUCCAGAAAUGGUACUAGACGGGAGGUUAGGAUUUUUUUCAAGAAUUUUGCCCAUGAUAUUUAGUAGGAUGGUUGAGACAGAUUUCUAUGCUUUCGGAAAGCAGGAGGAAGAUAGGCAGUUAUUGAAGGUUAUUGUGAAGGCAUGGCCAGGGGUUUUUGAAUUUUUCAGACGUUUGAUGACGGAUAGUUUUUCGUUUGUAGAUGUUUGGUUGGAUCAGUCGUCGUCAGGAUGUAACGAAAAGAUGGAAGAAACUUCACCACUGAGCUACGCCAACGCAUUAUGUUGGUAA
This is a messenger RNA of Zophobas morio, 1794 nucleotides long. RefSeq names its product pickpocket protein 28-like. Gene Ontology annotation, biological process: sodium ion transmembrane transport. Lineage: Eukaryota; Metazoa; Arthropoda; Insecta; Coleoptera; Tenebrionidae. The coding region runs from base 1 to 1794 and encodes 597 amino acids. Gene Ontology annotation, molecular function: ligand-gated sodium channel activity. The transcript is spliced from 13 exons. Gene Ontology annotation, cellular component: plasma membrane. The record is from RefSeq and is a predicted model, not a curated record.